This is a messenger RNA of Cornus florida, 2068 nucleotides long. Its product is annotated as geraniol 8-hydroxylase-like. The record is from RefSeq and is a predicted model, not a curated record. The coding region runs from base 155 to 1771 and encodes 538 amino acids. The transcript is spliced from 2 exons. NCBI's taxonomy places the organism in Eukaryota, Viridiplantae, Streptophyta, Magnoliopsida, Cornales, Cornaceae. Gene Ontology annotation, molecular function: heme binding; monooxygenase activity; oxidoreductase activity, acting on paired donors, with incorporation or reduction of molecular oxygen.
AUUUUUUUUUCUGUGUGUCAAUCUUCAAUUAUUAGAUCCUUUCUUAUCUAAAUUAACACUACCAUUUAGUUCAAUGCCUAUAGUAUGCUCUUCUAUGCAGAAAAUUUUAAACUAGUUUCUAUAAUCUAAUUUUUGAAAUCAAUAGUCUGCGAACAUGAAUUCUGAUCUUCUAAACGAGACUGCACAUACAAGUUAUGAACAAUGGACAUGGUGGUGGAAGGGCAGCAACAAAAAAGAUGAGCUUGCUCGAUCAAUUCUCACUGUUUCAGGGGUGAUUUUAGCGAUCUUCUGGUACCUAUGGACAUCUGUGAAGUCAAGAAAAGGAGUGGCUCCAUUGCCACCAGGGCCUCGUGGCUUGCCAGUUGUUGGGUACCUCCCAUUUCUAGGCACCAACCUGCACGUCACAUUUGCAGAAUUGGCUCAUCGUUAUGGUCCAAUCUACAAGCUCUGGCUCGGAAAAAAACUCUGUAUAGUUCUGAGCUCACCCUCCCUUGCAAAAGAGGUGGUUCGCGACCAGGACAUAAGUUUUGCUAAUCGUGAUGCGACCAUUGCAGCAUUGGUUUCCUCAUUUGGGGGGCUUGAUAUCGCAUGGAGCCCACAUGGCUCCUACUGGCGCAGUAUGCGCAAAGCGUUUGUGCGAGAGAUGCUGAGUAAGACCAAUCUUGAGGCUUGUUACAAUCUUCGAAAAGAAGAGGUUAGGAAGACAAUUAGAGAUGUGUAUGCCAAGAUUGGCAAGCCUUUGGAUAUUGGAAAAAUAAUUUUUUCGACAGAAUCAAAUGUUGUGAUGAGCAUGUUGUGGGGUGGCACACUAGAAGGGGAGAAGAAUAGUAGUGUUCAAGAUGAGUUUCAGGAGGUGAUCGAAAAACUCAUUGGACUAGCGGAAAAACCAAACAUAUCUGACUUUUUUCCGAUGCUGGCAAAGUAUGAUAUACAGGGUGUGGAGCGACAAGCAAAGAGGCUCGUAGCAUGGGUGGAACGAAUACUAGAUGCUGUCAUAGCUGAACGGAUGAGAUUGGACAGUUGCGAGGGAGCAGGUGUGUCCGAGGACAAAGAAAGGAAGGAUUUUCUUCACAUUCUUUUGGCACUGAAGGAGAAGGAAGAUACUGCAAGUCCACUCACCUUGACACAAAUCAAGGCCAUAUUGAUGGACAUUGUGGCUGGUGGGACUGACACAACAGCAACCAUGGCUGAGUGGGUGAUGGCAGAGCUCAUGUACAAUCCAGGAGUAAUGAAAAAUGUCCAAGAAGAAUUAGCAGAAGUUGUUGGAAUGAACAAUGCUGAAGAGUCCCAUCUGCCCAAAUUACAGUAUUUGGAUGCAGUUGUGAAGGAAACAUUCCGGUUACACCCUCCACUCCCUCUCUUACUCCCAAAGUCUCCGAGUAAAUCUUGCACAGUAGGUGGCUACACCAUACCAAAGAACACUAAGGUCUUUCUUAAUGUUUGGGCAUUGCAUAGGGACCCUCAGGUUUGGGAUGAUCCAUCUGAGUUCAAGCCUGAGAGGUUCUUGAGUGAACCGGGCAAAUGGGAUUACAAUGGCAACAAUCUUCAGUAUCUUCCAUUUGGAUCUGGAAGGAGGAUGUGUGCGGGCUUACCUCUAGCAGAGAGAAUGCUUAUGUACAUAUUGGCUUCGCUCUUGCACUCAUUCGAGUGGCAAAUGCCAAAGGGCGAAGUGCUUGAUCUCUCAGAGAAAUUUGGGAUUGUUAUGAAGAAAACAACUUCACUGAUUGCUAUUCCCACCCAAAGGUUAGCUAGCUUGGAGCUGUAUGCAUGAUACAAAGUACUUCAGAAAAGAAAAAGAGGCUACAAUGACAAUAGUGUGGACAGAUUCCUCACUUGGUGUCAAAUAAGGUGCUUCUUACAGCUGUUAGUUGUGAACUCUAUAAAUUUUCCUUCCAUAGCUAAUUCCAAUUUAGAAAUAUUGCUUAGUUUGCAUUUUAUGAAUGAAAAUAAGUGAUGCAUCAGUUUGGAUUUCAGCACAAGUUGUAUGAACGUUUAGUGUACCCCUUGCUGAAAUUCUUAAUGGAACAUACUGUAUCAAAUUAUUUUCAUGGAGCACAUCUUGUAUACA